Messenger RNA from Rattus norvegicus (Norway rat), 2547 nucleotides. It is a transcript of the gene Asic2, whose product is annotated as acid sensing ion channel subunit 2. The record is from RefSeq and is marked provisional. Gene Ontology annotation, cellular component: membrane; plasma membrane. Gene Ontology annotation, molecular function: ligand-gated sodium channel activity; pH-gated sodium channel activity; sodium channel activity. Gene Ontology annotation, biological process: sodium ion transport; response to acidic pH; sensory perception of sour taste. Lineage: Eukaryota; Metazoa; Chordata; Mammalia; Rodentia; Muridae.
CAGGCUCUCAGGAUAACUCCCAGUGUCUGGCCUGAUGCUUGCCUGGCGAUCUCUGCCUUGAAUGCCAAGGUUUAAGCAGAAUUCAGAGGACUGAGAACUCUUCCCUGAGAUUUGAUCAACCUGAAGCCAGUUGCAGAACUGCACAGGGUCCCGAUGGACCUCAAGGAGAGCCCCAGUGAGGGCAGCCUGCAACCUUCCAGUAUCCAGAUCUUCGCCAAUACCUCCACUCUCCAUGGCAUCCGCCACAUCUUCGUGUAUGGGCCGCUGACCAUCCGGCGUGUGCUUUGGGCAGUGGCCUUCGUCGGAUCCCUGGGCCUGCUGCUGGUGGAGAGCUCGGAGAGGGUGUCCUACUAUUUCUCUUAUCAGCAUGUUACCAAGGUGGAUGAAGUGGUGGCCCAGAGCCUGGUCUUCCCAGCUGUGACCCUCUGCAACCUCAAUGGCUUCCGGUUCUCCAGGCUUACCACCAACGACUUGUACCACGCUGGGGAGUUGCUGGCCCUGCUGGAUGUCAACCUACAGAUUCCCGACCCGCAUCUGGCAGACCCCACGGUGCUGGAGGCCCUCCGACAGAAGGCCAACUUCAAACACUACAAACCGAAGCAGUUCAGCAUGCUGGAGUUCCUGCACCGGGUAGGCCAUGACCUGAAGGAUAUGAUGCUCUACUGCAAGUUCAAGGGGCAGGAGUGUGGGCAUCAAGACUUCACCACAGUGUUUACAAAAUACGGGAAGUGUUACAUGUUUAACUCAGGCGAGGAUGGCAAGCCGCUGCUCACCACGGUCAAGGGGGGGACGGGCAACGGGCUGGAGAUCAUGCUGGACAUUCAGCAAGAUGAGUACCUGCCCAUCUGGGGAGAGACAGAGGAAACAACGUUUGAAGCAGGAGUGAAGGUUCAGAUCCACAGUCAGUCUGAGCCGCCUUUCAUCCAAGAGCUGGGCUUUGGGGUGGCUCCGGGGUUCCAGACCUUCGUGGCCACACAAGAGCAGAGGCUCACAUAUCUGCCCCCACCAUGGGGGGAGUGCCGGUCCUCAGAGAUGGGACUCGACUUCUUUCCUGUUUACAGCAUCACAGCCUGUCGGAUUGACUGUGAGACCCGCUACAUCGUGGAGAACUGUAACUGCCGCAUGGUCCACAUGCCAGGGGACGCCCCUUUCUGCACCCCUGAGCAGCACAAGGAGUGUGCAGAGCCUGCCCUCGGUCUACUGGCAGAAAAGGACAGCAAUUACUGUCUCUGCAGGACACCCUGCAACCUGACACGCUACAACAAAGAGCUCUCCAUGGUGAAGAUCCCCAGCAAGACGUCAGCCAAGUACUUAGAGAAGAAAUUUAACAAAUCGGAAAAAUAUAUCUCAGAGAACAUUCUUGUUCUGGACAUAUUUUUUGAGGCGCUCAAUUACGAAACAAUUGAACAGAAGAAGGCGUAUGAAGUUGCUGCCUUACUUGGUGACAUCGGUGGUCAGAUGGGACUGUUCAUUGGUGCUAGUCUCCUCACAAUACUAGAGCUCUUUGAUUAUAUUUAUGAGCUGAUCAAAGAGAAGCUAUUAGACCUGCUUGGCAAAGAAGAAGAGGAAGGGAGCCACGAUGAGAACAUGAGCACCUGUGACACAAUGCCAAACCACUCUGAAACCAUCAGCCACACUGUGAACGUGCCCCUGCAGACAGCUUUGGGCACCCUGGAGGAGAUUGCCUGCUGACACCUCUCAGGCAACGCAGCACCUCCAAACAGACCUUAAAGGCCCAAGACCUAGGACAGGAGACAGCAAGCGCAGGUGGGAUCGCCCCUGACGACUGAAAGAAGCAGAGCCCCCCAUAUGCACACAUUGCGAACUUCUGCCAAACCUCACCUGGCCACAUCUGACAUGAACCGUCCCGGGCCCUGCGUCAUGUCCCUCGCAGGACCGAUGAGUCGCACUCCGGAACUGUCCAAGAACUAACCUGCCAUCACAUCUCACUGCCAGAUGUACAAAGCACCUGCAUGCUCAGACUUCUUACAGCGCCACCUCCACUUCCGACUUGUACGUGAUAUUUUCUCCGUGCGGUUUCCAGGGCCCACUCCGCUGCCCAGGCAAUGGGACCAGGUUCCAGCCCCAAAGUCACCCUGAGCCCAGCUCCGGAAUCGAAACUGCACAGUCAAGAAGGAAACCACAGAACUCUCUACGUUUGAUCCUUGUGUUGUUUGUGACCGUUCUUAGCCUUGUCCUCCAAACUGGCCCAAGGGGCUACUGCACUAAAGGUGACCAGUACCAACCUCCUUCUUUUCCCAGCACCCGUGAAGGAGGUACAGUGGCCCGGGUGACCCCAGUAUUUGUCCAUGGAGCCACAUUGUUCUCUCCCUGUGACACAGCUGUAGAGUCUGAUUUUGUUUUGUUUUGUUUUGUUUAGGGCGGGGACUGUUUUUGUUUGUCUAUGGAAGAUUUGUUUUGUUCCGCUUUGUCUUACGGUCUUCGGUUUUGAUGUUCUAAGGUUCGAUUUGGGUUUUCCAUUUUUUUUUUUGAGUUUAUUUAUUCGUGCUUCGAACCACAGUCAUAUUAAAAGCUGGUCUUGUGGAA